Molecule: messenger RNA, 791 nt
Organism: Homalodisca vitripennis (glassy-winged sharpshooter)
Lineage: Eukaryota; Metazoa; Arthropoda; Insecta; Hemiptera; Cicadellidae
Exons: 2
Coding region: 87-791 (234 amino acids)
Source: RefSeq, a predicted model, not a curated record
GAGGUAUUUUAGAAGGUAGUGAAGGCGUUGGUAUUGAUAUUAUAAAUGCUGAAGUUGUAAUUGUUCAACAAGAAAAUGUCAAUAUAAUGGACAUAACAGUGGAAACUCCACAAAAUGUGGAACAAGUAGAGUUGGUAGAAGAGAUGCCUGGCCCUUUGGCAAAGAAAAGGAAGAAAAACGAAAGAGCAUGGAAGAAAACUGUUGCAAAAGUUGCUAGACACCGCCCGAAGGGAUUUCCACAGAUGCCUAGUUGUAAACAUUCGGCCAAAAGUAAGUACCGCUGCGCAGAACUUUCCCUGCAGGAUGUUAGAAAGAUACAUCAGCAAUACUAUAAAGACGCUGACCUUCAAUCAAAGAAGAAUUUUAUUCUUCAGCACGUCAUUGUUUCCUCAGCAAAAAGGACUCGUCUUCCAGAAGGUAUCAAAUCAAAAAGAAAUGUAAGUACUGACUUUUUCUUACCUAAAAUGAGGAACAACAAAACUGAGAAUGUUAAAGUAUGUCGGGCAGCACUACUUACAAUUUUGCAAGAGAGUAAAAACCGAGUGCAAUUGAUUUGCAAAAAGUACCUGGAAACAGGCGUCGUACCUUUGGAGACUCGUGGAGGAGCACGCCAAGUUGAUAAAUAUAAUAUAAAGAAAGACAGCAUCAAAUCUUUUAUUAAAAACAUUUAUUCCAGUACAAAAACACUAUUGCAGAGCGAAAAAACAAGCAUAGGCAAUACCUUCCAAGUGAGCUUAACAUUACAAAAAUGUGGAAAAUGUAUAUUGAGCAGCAUCCAACUGAAGAAUUAA